Messenger RNA from Penicillium taxi, 723 nucleotides. RefSeq lists its product as uncharacterized. The record is from RefSeq and is a predicted model, not a curated record. Lineage: Eukaryota; Fungi; Ascomycota; Eurotiomycetes; Eurotiales; Aspergillaceae. The coding region runs from base 1 to 723 and encodes 240 amino acids. The transcript is spliced from 3 exons.
AUGGUUGGCCGCUACGCUCUAGAGCUCACUAUGAUCCUCCUGUACGGGAUGGGUCUACCUGCAGCGGCGGUGGCUCAAAUUGGAGGAGCACAGGCUGUUGUACAACUCAGCAAGCUUAUAUAUGCGGGCGAUCUGAUGUAUAUCACAAUCGUUACUUUGGUCCAGCUGUCAAUUCUACACUACCUUCUUUUCAAAUUCCAACAGCGUGGUAUCAAAGGGCUGACAUAUGGUUUGAUGGCGCUGUGUCUGGCUGUAUGGUUUGCAAGGUUGAUUGCAACCGCGAUUAUUUGCGUACCAAAAGGAACUACAACCGACGCAAAUGUCAAUCGUAAGAAUCGCCAAAUAGUACAUCUGGGCUCGAACAUCAGCGAGAUUGUUCUUGACGGAUGCAUUCUCCUACUCCCGAUACCGACCUUGUACAAUAUGAGGCUUUCAUGGAUUAGAAAAUUUGGAUUGGGAGUGAUGUACAUCCUCGGUCUCGGAGAAACGAUCUCUCCAUCCAUGGCAGAUGAGCACGGCUCCGAAAUCAUUCCAGGCAACUUCUGGAAGCAGGAGGCAACCAUAUGGGAUAUGCAGAGUGAUUCUGAGAUACAACUGUCUCAUCUUCCUAUGGCGAAGAAAUUAUCUGAGCUGGCUAAUGGUCAGAUCAAAGUCAUUUUCAAUUGGGAUGUUCAUUCUGCGAGGAACUCGGCUCGUUUGUAUCGCAGCUCGAUGCAUACCUAA